Molecule: messenger RNA, 1784 nt
Organism: Jaminaea rosea
Lineage: Eukaryota; Fungi; Basidiomycota; Exobasidiomycetes; Microstromatales
Exons: 1
Coding region: 41-1660 (539 amino acids)
Source: RefSeq, a predicted model, not a curated record
AUUCACGACAGCCCCCCACCAUGCCUCCAAGUCUCCCUCCAUGAGCACCUCAAAGGAGCCUGCCUCAGUGCAGCCGCCAUCGGCUGAUGAGCCCGCUCUGACUCCCAGCGUCAAAGCUCUUGGCAAGCGCAAGCAUGUCGACAGACAAGACGAAGCUGCCCCCUUCGAAGUUAGUGGAGCAGGAGCAGCGCCGCGCACGACGAAGAAACAAGCCUCGAAGCCCUCCCUUUGGCAAAGCCUCCCCACAGGGCCCUGGUGCAAUCCAAAGUCGCUUCAACGUCCGGAGCGCUUCAAGCGCAGCGAUGAGUACUACCUCAGUCCAAAGGCAUGGAAGCUGCCCUUCAGCAAGCUAUUCCUUGACCAGUUGACGGUGGAUGUACAUGAGCUGCUGGAGGAUUGGGAGGUUACUUGGCAGCACCAAGCCACUCAUGCUGGCUUGCCUCGGCAGGGCUCAUCAAAGGAGCAACAUUCACAACCGCCGAAGCCAUCUCUCGCCCUCUUCCUCGACGUAUGGAAGAAGCGCUACUGGCAUCUUGUCUCCCUCACCUGGAGCGAGGACGUUCGCACAAGAGCAGCCUUCUUCGAGAGUACGACCAGAGUCUUCCUCGGCGCAUUCAAAUCACCGACAAGUACAACGCACCAUAAAGUAGGCUGCAUUUUUGCGAUCCUGCUCCUCUAUACCUGUCAGACGCGUUGGCCUGAUCCACUGCCUGGCGUGACGCUCAAAGCAUGGGACUGGGCAAGGCCCGAGGAGAAAGAUAGGAAGGGGAAAGAAGACUGCGGCAAUGAUGAGGAUGAGAACGGGGCAGAAGAUGACGAGUGGGACCCCUUCGCUCAUCUAGGCAUCAACAGCAUCAAGAUCGAAGGCGACGUUUACGGCCAGCUGCGCCAGCUUCCGAAGCGAGCGAGAAAGGACAUGACCUACUCGGCAGAAGCUCAAGCACGAAUCCGGCAGUCUCAUCCGUCCAGCUCUUCCAUUACACACUCAGUCGACGACGUCAUCAACAGCCCACUUCACGACGUGACUUAUGCCCUCGCCGAGCUGGAUCGCCGCAAGGCGUGGCACAUCCUUCCUAGCUCGAGGCUGAAAGGGGUGCGCAACCCGCCGUUCUUGCCGUUGUACGAGGAAUUGAACGAGGAGGAGAAGCUGAGGAGGCAGGGUGAUUGGGGGAGGCUGGUCGACAAGGGAAACGACGGCGAGGAAGGCGCGAGGACUUUCCCGCUCAGUCGCUCUGACGUGCUUCUCAUUCGAGCAGCUAAUGCGCUAGGCGUACCGCUAGAGACGGUGUUCACUUGGCUCGGGGACGGCGACAGCGAUGACAGACCCUCUCAGACUUCACUUCCGACGGGUCACGCUACUCUCCGCCGCCAUCUAGAACACGAUGAACGUCGAGCAGAUGGCAAAGACCAUACGCAGCAUCGUCCGAUGACGCUGUGGCGUGGCUCAUGGCGCGAGAAGCCUUUUCGUCCCCUGGAGCUGCCUCGCGUCGCUAAGUGGCUCGGACCUAUGGCGGGCGAUGAUGGGCAUGAAGAAGAGGGAUUUGCUGCCACGGCCGGCAAGCUGGCCGAGCUGGAUGAGGAGAUUGAAGUAUAUAUGCAGCUUGUGGACGGAUUGGAGGCUGAAGGAAUCGUGGAGAGAGGUGAGCAGGACGGGCAGUAGACUCAGCAUGCCUUGUCAGGCGCAAAGUGAGGACUAUCAUACCAUCUUAAUACCGUCUGUCCGUUGAGAAACCUCGUGUAUUAUCAAGUCAACCAAACCGAAAUACCAACGUAUCUACCGUCUC